Messenger RNA from Amorphotheca resinae ATCC 22711, 1252 nucleotides. RefSeq lists its product as hypothetical. The coding region runs from base 408 to 1043 and encodes 211 amino acids. Gene Ontology annotation, biological process: transcription initiation at RNA polymerase III promoter; DNA-templated transcription. The transcript is spliced from 5 exons. Lineage: Eukaryota; Fungi; Ascomycota; Leotiomycetes; Helotiales; Amorphothecaceae. The record is from RefSeq and is a predicted model, not a curated record. Gene Ontology annotation, cellular component: RNA polymerase III complex.
GGGCAACCUGCUGCUUGAACGAAGUCGCGAUCGCGUUGGCAGAGUUGUUCGUUGAUGGUUAGGACAAAACGCUCCUAGAGUGAGCAGAAAAUAAUCUGGUGCAAGCGCACUCACCCUCACUUCACUUUGCAGUGAAUCCGAUUUUUGCUCUCCGGUCACGUGAUCAGGCGUCUCUUGAAGCGAAGAGUUCCUGUGGAAAGAAAGAAAGAGAGAAGGAAAGAAAUCCGGGCCAGAUGGCUUCUCGUUGAUAUUGAGUCCGUGGAGAAUUUGUAGUCAUUGGAACCUAUUCUGAGGCCAAGUGCCAUAUCUCAGCCACCAGAACUUGGUCAGGAGGUCAGGGCUGAGAAACCUGCAUUUGCAACCUGAGCAGCAAGAAGCACAUCACGAAAACACUUCUCUCCGCAGCCAUGUUCAUCCUUACCAAAAUCGCCGAUCUGGUCCAAAUCCACCCGCAAGACCUCGAAAAGAGCCAUGCCCAAGUAAUCGAAGACAACAUCAAUGCCAAAUACGCCAACAAGGUGAUCCAGAAAAUUGGGCUAUGCAUCUGUCUCUACGAUCUCUUGUAUGCCUCGGAUGGGCAGAUUGGGAAUGGCACGGGACUUGUCAACAUCAAUGUUGAAUUCAGACUCAUCGUCUUCCGGCCUUUCAAACAUGAAGUCUUAACCGGCCGUAUCAGCAGCUCCAACGACCUCGGAAUCCGCAUCCGAACCCAUUUUUUCGACGAGAUCUUCGUCCCUCGCGAGAUGCUUCCCGAAGGAUCCUAUUUUUCCCGCGAUGAUCAAAACUGGAUCUGGCGCACAGAAUCCGACGAUCUUCUAUACUACGAUAAUCAAGAGACGGUGCGGUUCCGCAUCGAGGAAGAGCACUGGUUUGAUCAGACGCCGAUUGGGCCCGCGGCGCGUGAGGAGUUGGGCACCGGUGCGGCCCCCGCGCUGAAGAGUCCGUAUACCCUCGUGGCGAGUAUGGAGGAUGCAGGCUUAGGUCCUUGUCUCUGGUGGGAUGGAGAGGAGGAGGAGGAGGGGCAGGAGAUGGUGGAGGAGUAGGGUGGUGUUUAUAUACAUAUAUAAUAUGUGUGUGUGUGUGUGUGUUGUUUAUAGCAAUCAAUAGUGGACUUCGGGGGCGGGGAAAAAGGAAAAGUUUGGGGGGAGGGCGAUUGGACAAAAAAAUAGAUAUCCACGCUGUUGGCUCGCAAGAGAAUCCUGAAUUUUGGGAAUGUAUGAAUGAAUUGAAUGAAAAUGAAAAAGUUGGUCUC